Molecule: messenger RNA, 1647 nt
Organism: Chaetura pelagica (chimney swift)
Lineage: Eukaryota; Metazoa; Chordata; Aves; Apodiformes; Apodidae
Gene: SAMHD1
Product: SAM domain and HD domain 1
Exons: 15
Coding region: 1-1647 (548 amino acids)
Biological process (GO): regulation of innate immune response; dGTP catabolic process; defense response to virus
Cellular component (GO): nucleus
Molecular function (GO): dGTPase activity
Source: RefSeq, a predicted model, not a curated record
AUGGACAGCAUGGACAACAAGCAGGAGGAGCUGGCAGUCAUGGUGCAGCAGGAAAACCUCCCAGCUGAGAGACUGAAAGUGCUGGCCUGCCUGAACGACCUGAGACAGCAGCGCCUAGACGUGAUGAAGGUUUUUAACGAUCCAAUUCAUGGGCACAUUGAAAUACAUCCCCUUCUGGUCCGGAUCAUCGACACACCUCAGUUUCAGCGCCUCAGAUACAUUAAGCAGCUGGGUGGGACUUACUUUGUUUUUCCAGGAGCCUCUCACAACCGCUUUGAACACUCCAUAGGGGUGGGCUACCUAGCAGGGCUUCUGGUCCGUACACUGAAGGAGAGACAACCAGAACUGGAUAUAACCCAGCGAGAUAUCCUUUGUGUAGAAAUUGCUGGGCUUUGUCAUGAUUUGGGUCACGGGCCAUUUUCUCACAUGUUUGAUGGAAGAUUUAUUCCACUUGCUCGUCCAGGUUUGAAGUGGAAGCAUGAAACUGCUUCUGUUGAAAUGUUUGAGCACCUGGUUACUUCCAAUAAACUAGAAGAAGUCAUGAGGUCAUAUGGUCUUGUCCUGGAAGAAGAUUUUAACUUUAUCAAGGAACAAAUAGGAGGGCCUAUAGAUGAAGCAGCUUGUGAGAAAUCAUGGCCCUACCGUGGUCGGCCAAAGGAGAAGAGUUUCCUCUAUGACAUAGUAGCCAACAAAAAAAAUGGCAUCGAUGUUGACAAAUUGGAUUAUUUUGCAAGGGAUUGCCAUCACCUAGGAAUCCCAAACAAUUUUGAUUAUAACCGAUACCUUAAAUUCACACGGGUGUGCGAAGUGAACAGCCAGAAGCACAUCUGUACCCGUGACAAGGAAGCUGGGAAUUUGUAUGAUAUGUUCCACGAACGGCAUUGGCUGCACCGGCGAGCGUACCAGCAUAAGACUGGCAACAUCAUUGAAAUAAUGAUUACGGAAGCCUUUCAAAAAGCAGACAAAUUUUUUAAAAUAGAAGGCUCUGGAGGAAAGCAGUACCACAUUUCUACAGCAAUGGAGGACAUGGAAGCCUACACUAAGCUAACUGAUAAUAUCUACCUGGAAAUUCUGCACUCAAAUCGUCCAGAACUGAAGGAGGCACGAGAAAUUUUGCAUAAAAUAGAACGUCGGGAAUUAUACAAGUAUUUAGGAGAGACUCAACCUGAAACAAUGGAGGGAAUUGGAAAGAGUAAUAACCUGGGAGAAGACAUUGCUAAUUCCAAGCCAGAAAAGGAUCCUCCAGAUGUGGAGGUAAAGGCUGAAGAUUUCAUAGUGGAUGUUAUCAAUAUAGAUUAUGGAAUGAAAGAACAGAAUCCCAUUGACAAAGUUCACUUCUACACUAAGGCUGAUCCUUCCAAAGCAGUCAACAUCCGCAGAGAACAGGUUUCAAAGUUUCUUCCCGUCACGUUUUCAGAGCAGGUUAUCCGGGUUUAUUACAAAAGUCAGGAUCCAGUUAUUCUUUCAGCUGCAAAACAGUAUUUUAUUCAGUGGUGCAUGAAGAAUGAUUUCACCAAACCACAGGAUGGUGAUGUGGUUGCCCCUCAUCUGACUCCAAUGAAGAAAAGCUGGAAUAACAUGAGAGAUGAUGGACACAGAACAGGUUCAGAGCCCAGCUGUAAACAAAGGCUUUCUUUUGAUAAGUAA